AUGGCAAACAAUCUUUUCAUGGAAACCAAGAUUCUAAACCCUAAUACGUCCUAUCUAAGUUUUGGGAAACCAAAAUCUGAUGGUAGCUUGAACGAUCACAACAUGAGCGAUGAGGACGAACCAAGUUUCAUGGAAGACGGAAGUGGGGCGAAAGGUAGAAAGGGCAGUUCAUCACAAUGGCAGCGAAUGAAAUGGUCAGAUAGCAGAGUCAGACUUUUGAUCCAGAUCGUGGCUUCUGUAGGAGACGACGAUGGCGCCAUUGACGGUGGUUCAACUCGGAAAUCCUCCGGAUGCUUACAGAAAAAAGGAAAAUGGAAAUCUGUUUCAAAAAUCAUGGUUUCAAAAGGAUGCCAAGUUUCACCACAACAAUGCGAGGACAAAUUCAACGAUUUAAACAAAAGGUACAAACGAUUAAACGAUAUUCUUGGGAGAGGAACUUCAUGUAGAGUUGUUGAAAACCCAUCUUUAAUGGAUUCAAUCCCUCGUUUAUCUCCAAAAAUGAAAGAAGAUGUGAAAAAGAUCUUGAGUUCAAAGCAUCUUUUUUACCCAGAAAUGUGUGCUUACCAUAAUGGUCAAAAGAUCCCGAAUUGUGCAGAACUUGAGUCAUCACCCAUUGUGGGGCAAUCUUCAAAGGAUGAUGAUUCAGAUCAUGAGGAUGAUGAUGAGAGUGAAGAUGAUGAUGAAAGUGAAGAUGAUGGGGAAAGAGAAAAAGUGCAAAAGAAAGAAUGGGUUAUGAAGCGAAUGGUGAUGUUGCAUGAACAAAGAAUUGGGAUUGAAAGUGAAGCAUUUGAGAUGGAGAAAAGGCGGUUUAAAUGGCAGAGAUUUUGUGAUAGGAAAGAUCGAGAGUUGGAAGUUUCAAGAUUGGAGAAUGAGAGAUUGAUGUUGGAGAAUGAGCGAAUGACGUUGCAAUUAAAGCGUAAGGAUCAUGUUAUGGAUUCAGUUAGCAGCUAG
Lactuca saligna is the source of this 951-nucleotide messenger RNA. The record is from the annotation of a GenBank genome assembly. Lineage: Eukaryota; Viridiplantae; Streptophyta; Magnoliopsida; Asterales; Asteraceae.